AUGGGUCGGCUGUACACGAUAUCGGUGGCCAUAUUGGCGGCUACGGGGUCAUUCCUCUUUGGUUAUGACUCUGGCGUCAUGACAGAUGUGAUCGAUUCACCCAAUUUUCUACAGUACUUCAAUACCACGCAAACCUCUUCCAUUGUUGGGGCAAUCAACAGUACCUUUUCAGGUGGAGCGGUACUUGGCUCUCUACAAGGUGGACUAACCAUGGACCAUUUCGGCCGCAAGUUCACCAUCCAGCUAGGAGCCUUCCUAUGUUUAAUCGGUGCAUCACUACAAGCAGCCGCACAAAAUCUCUCCAUGAUCCUCAUCGGGCGAAUACUAGCUGGCUGGGCUGUCGGUCUCAUGUCCAUGGCCGUCCCCGUCUACCAAGCUGAGUGUGCACACCCACGCUCUCGGGGCAUGAUCGUAGGACUAGCACAGCAGAUGAUUGGAAUUGGAUUCAUUGUGAGCACAUGGGUCGGCUAUGGAUCACUUCACGCACCUCACACAAGUCAAUUUCAGUGGCGAUUCCCGCUUGCCUUUCAGGUUGUACCAGCACUCAUUUUGGUAAUCGGCAUGUUCUUCUUACCAGAGUCACCGCGGUAUCUGAUCGAAACGGAGCGAUAUACCGAGGCGCGGCGCAUUCUGCACAGAUUGCACUCCGAUGGCUCGAAUGAUGCCUGGAUCGAGGCUGAGUAUAGCGGGAUCUAUACCGCCAUCGAGGCUGAGAAACAUCUUCUCGCGCCUGGAUGGCUGGCUAUGUUCACAGUUCCGCAAUGGCGGACUCGACUUUUACAUGGUGUUGCUGUCCAGGUAUUCACGCAGAUGACUGGUAUCAAUGUGAUUGGGUACUAUCAAACGAUCAUGUAUAAGUCCCUUGGUAUAACAGGAAGUCGCAGCACGCUCAUUGCAGGUAUCUACAACUGUAUCGGCCCGCUCGCCAAUUUCGUCUUCGUGGUCUUCAUUCUCGAUCGUAUUGGCCGUCGAAAGCCCAUGCUCUUUGCUACCGUGGCCAUUUCGAUUGCUCUGAUCUGUGAGGCGGUGCUUAACUCGCAGAAUCCGGAUGGUCAGAGAGUUGGAUAUAGCAUUGCUGGUGUAUUCUUCAUCUUUUUGGUAUCGGUGAUAUAUUCAAUGUCUUUUGGGCCUUGUAGCUGGGUUUAUAUGUCUGAAGUCAUGCCUAUGCAGAUCCGGGGUAAAGGCAACGCUUUUGCAGUCGGAAUUGGGAACUGGGCUGUCAGUACGCUUUGGAAUCAGAUCUCACCUGUUGCUUUGGGAAACCUGAAAUGGAGAUUCUAUUUCAUUUUUGUAGCGUGGAAUCUCUGUAUAUCUCUCCCUGUGAUUUAUUUCUUCUUCCGGGAAACCAAGCAGAAAUCACUGGAGGAUAUUGAUUUGCUAUUUGGUGGACGGUCGAGUGCGCCGCAUGAGGACGCUGUCGAGCUUGACCCGAAACUGGAUAUCCAACGGUUUGACAAGGCAGAAAUGGGCGCAUCUGCAACCAAUAUAGAGAAUGCAGGCAUGAUCAGUUAA
Molecule: messenger RNA, 1512 nt
Organism: Penicillium antarcticum
Lineage: Eukaryota; Fungi; Ascomycota; Eurotiomycetes; Eurotiales; Aspergillaceae
Product: sugar porter family MFS transporter
Exons: 6
Coding region: 1-1512 (503 amino acids)
Biological process (GO): transmembrane transport; carbohydrate transport
Cellular component (GO): membrane
Molecular function (GO): carbohydrate:proton symporter activity
Source: RefSeq, a predicted model, not a curated record